CGGUGCUUUGCCGGUCCGGAGAUAACUGGAAAUGGCUCGUAUAAAUAGGGUGCGUAUUCGUAGCAUCGUAGCCUCGCACUCCGCUUCGUACAAUUCGCAACAUUCGCAUUCUGUUCGUACAUUGAAACAUAUUAACAACGUCUGAAUUAUCAUUGGUCGAUUUUGUUAAUGUCUCGGGCAGCAGCGCGCUAGCAACAAGCGACAUGUGAAAUUAUUAUGAUGAUCGCCAGAUUCUGCGCGAUUGUGUAGUAUGCCAACGCCUACCUUGGAAUACGCUUGCGUAAUUUGGGGCUUCAGUUGGGGAAAGGAGGUUCAUGUAGAUAUUCAGAUUUACUUAAAUUAACUACCCUCCUCGUGCUUCUGGAAAACUUAUGUGACAUCCGCUGAUCGUCGUUGGCCCGUGUACUACCUGCCUACUCAAAACAUAUAGCUGCAAGAUACUAUUUUGAACUAUUACAACAUGAAGCUCACUGCCCUUCCCAUCGUCUUCGGUGUUGCAUUAGCAACAAAACCAACAUAUGUUAAAACCAUCGCUUCUGUUCCUACUGCCGCAGCUUCUGGUUACAAUGCCGCUCCAAGUGGUCACCCCUGGAUAGCUCCUGGGCCGAACGACUUCCGUGGCCCUUGUCCCAUGUUGAAUACCCUAGCGAACCACGGCUUUCUACCUCACGAUGGCAAAAAUAUUACUCAAAAUAUUACGAUUAACGCGUUGGGCUCGGCACUCAACUUUAACGAGUCUCUUGCCACGCUCAUGUUCCAAAUGGCGACUAUCGCAAACCCAGAGCCUAAUGCCACAUUCUUCACCCUUGACCAGUUAAACGUACACAACGUCUUGGAGCAUGACGCAAGUCUGAGCCGUUCCGAUGCCUACUUCGGAAACAACCACAUCUUUAACGAGACCGUCUUCUCGGAAACGCUGAAAUACUGGACCGCCCCUAUCCUCGAUGCCAACAUGAUCGCCAACAGCAAGGUGGCCCGCCAGGUCACCUCUAGGGCAACCAACCCUAACUAUACAUUCACAUCCAGGAUGAACGACUUCAGCUUGGGAGAAGUCAUUGCUCCUUUUGUAGCUUUCGGCGACGUUCAGGCUGCGAAGGUGAACCGAACUCUGGUCGAAUACUGGAUCCGAAAUGAGCGCCUCCCCACCGAAUUGGGAUGGAGCAAGCAGACUGUGGCCAUCACUCUAGACACCAUUUCGCACUUGGUAGGAAUCAUGACCAACGCUACGUUACUCCAGACCACAGGCACGCCAGUCGUCGGCAAACGUGCAGAUCUCCACGCUGGAGUUGGGUUUUAGGCGAGAGUGGUAAAAUGCUUGCUAACAGUAUCACCUGCCUAAGCUGUAGUUAGGCUGUUGAGGUAUAUGCUUUAUAUGCCUUAGACCAGGGAUUAGCUGCGACUAGAGUUCUUUUAGAGACUGUUGCAGGUUAUGGAUGUACUUGUUUAAUACUGUGUUAUUUGUUGAAGAUAGAUCUUAUGAGUAUAUAUUCACUCCUACAUACGUAGACAGCUUUUUAUUGAAUUGCUUCUACAUUCCAGGUUUACAUGAACAACCCGCCUACACCAUUUACACCAUGAUUAAGCCGGUUUGGUAGCCUCUUGAUUUAGAUAUAUGAAU
This is a messenger RNA of Annulohypoxylon truncatum, 1618 nucleotides long. RefSeq names its product Cloroperoxidase. The transcript has 5 exons. Lineage: Eukaryota; Fungi; Ascomycota; Sordariomycetes; Xylariales; Hypoxylaceae. Bases 461 to 1297 code for a protein of 278 amino acids. The record is from RefSeq and is a predicted model, not a curated record. Gene Ontology annotation, molecular function: peroxidase activity.